AUGAAGAAGACAAGUCAAGGGAUUGACUUCACUUGUCUCUUUGACGAGUUCGUAUCUUGGCGCGAAACGUUUGAGCAUGUAUCAAGUCCACUGUCAGAUGCUGGGAAUCAUGACAACUACAAUGGCAUACGACUUCGGACUCGGUGCGUUCUACAUAGUCUCCCUGACCACAAGACCAAGUUGCAACAACGAGGUCAACCCCCUUCAAGUCGGAAGUCUUGCCCACGAGAUCCGGUCACCGCGAGUCAACCGGCCGGACUCGACACGCUUCGGCCGACCGUUGACGUCACGCGAUCGGACCGCGUAGACUCGUCCCCUCCACUCGGCGCACCGGCCGACUCCGUCUGA
This is a messenger RNA of Protopolystoma xenopodis, 348 nucleotides long. NCBI's taxonomy places the organism in Eukaryota, Metazoa, Platyhelminthes, Monogenea, Polystomatidea, Polystomatidae. The record is from the annotation of a GenBank genome assembly.